UAAUAAUAUGUCUGAAUUAAUUUCUUUAAAUUAUAUAGCAACUGUUGUAAAUAAUAUAGCCGUCGCCUGCGAUUUAAUGGAAUGGAGUUAUUUAGAAAACAGCUUGGACGCAAAGGCUCAGAACUAUUUUGGUGUUCUUAUUCCAAUAUCUGUAGAGGGGAAAAUAAAUAACGAAAAUGUAUCUUUAAAAUUAAUGUUGAAAUUAGCACCGACCGACGACAGAUACCGCGUAAGCGGGGCAGUGACAGCUAUGUUUGCGCGAGAAAUAUAUGUAUACUCGAAAGUUUUUUCAAAAUAUCAAGAUUUACAAAAACGUUUACAAUCUCAGUAUAUUAUACCAAAGUGUUAUUACUUAUGCAAGGACUAUUGUAAAGAAGCUUUAGCAAUUCAAAACAUGUGUGAAAUAGGUUACUUACCAUUUAUCCACUAUAUGUUUUUAGACGUCGAUCACUUGAUUGUGUCUUUGAAAAGUCUUGCAAAGUUUCAUGCUCUAUCUUUUAUAAUGGAAUCUAAGGAAACUGAAUUAUUUGAUGAGGUGAAAAAGAUAUGUUUACCAUUAUCAGAAAAUACCAAUAAAAGGUAUAUUGAUAUUUUAAUUGAUAGACUGGAAAAGGCUUUACUAAAGUUUGACAACACUAAUUAUGUGCCAUUAUUAAGGAAUUUAAAACAGAAUUGUACUAAAUAUAUAGAGGAUGUAUAUUCAUCUUCUGAAAAGAACUGUCUAUGUCAUGGAGACAUCUGGAAAGAAAACAUACUUUAUAAAUACAAGGACAACAAACCAGUAUCUGCCUGUUUGAUAGAUUAUCAAACUGCAAGAAUGAGCAGCCCUGCUUUUGAUGUAUUAUAUUUAAUAACAAGUAGUGCUGAUAGUAAACUGAGACAAGAACAUUUUUCCUCACUUAUUGAUAUUUACCAUAGUACAUUAUUGGAGUUUGUCAAGGAUGCCAACAUCAAAAAUGUGUACAGUCAUAGACAAUUAGAUCAAGACUUAAAGAUAGUUGGACCUGCUUGCUUUAUAGUUGCAAAUACAGCUCUAUGGUUGUCAAGUGGAUUGCAACAGGAGGGCCAUGUGCGAAGCAAGAAAGUCUUACAGACAGAAAGUGAGAUAGCAAUGGCCGUUGAUAAUUAUAAAGCAAUAAUAAAAGAAAUUUUAGAUGAUUUUAUUGUUUAUGGAUACUUACCAGAGGUAUCAAGUUAAUAUUAUUCUGUUCUAUUAUUUAAUAUGAAUAA
This is a messenger RNA of Papilio machaon (common yellow swallowtail), 1230 nucleotides long. RefSeq lists its product as uncharacterized. The record is from RefSeq and is a predicted model, not a curated record. Lineage: Eukaryota; Metazoa; Arthropoda; Insecta; Lepidoptera; Papilionidae. The coding region runs from base 8 to 1198 and encodes 396 amino acids. The transcript has 2 exons.